Messenger RNA from Seminavis robusta, 1056 nucleotides. Lineage: Eukaryota; Bacillariophyta; Bacillariophyceae; Naviculales; Naviculaceae. The record is from the annotation of a GenBank genome assembly.
AUGAGAGGCUUUCAUCCAGCGACCUGGGUGGUGUUGAAGCUGCGAUGUGCUUCUGUGUUGUGUUUGAUGGUGUCGCCAGAGUUGCAUUCCCAGCGAGGACGACAUUAUUCCUUUGGAUCGUCCUUGAUGACACAUGGUGGUGAGCCGCUUUUGCUGAGAGACGACACGACAACCGGCAUGGUGCAUAGUACAUUUCCACCACGGACCACCAUUACCACUGCUGGUGCUUCGUUGAGAGAGAACCGUGAGGAUGACGCAACUUCCAUCGAUCAUGUCGGCCGAUUGCGACAAAUGAGCGGGAAAGCAUGGGACAUGGCAACUUCCUUCUUGGAAUGCAGUCGUUCUUUGGUCACAUCCGUGUUGCCAUUUCGAAAGACUGAACUGGAAUCCGCCUUUCAACAACAAGACAAGCAGGAUUCUUCCACAGUCACGGUUUCUACUUCCUGCCUUGACAAUGAUACCAUUAGUACAACUACCGAUGCAUCAGUAUUACCCGACGGCCCACGCUGGGCCAUUGCCCACCCCGACACGGAUUUUUCGGGUGUGUGGGUUCCCGUCGUCGAUUCUCCGUUCAAAGACCAGUACGGCGACUAUAUGGAAAAAAGUGGCCGAUCCUUCCUGUUUCGACAAGUCUGUCUCAAUUUUGCCAGCACCACUCGGGAAGAAAUUCAACAAGAAGAUCAAGGACGGGUCCUCCAUUUUGUCGGUCAAAGUCCUGCCGGGGGAUGGAAACGAUCGCUCGUCAGUUCGGGAGCUGAUUCUACGACACAUGAAUUUGAACCCGUCCAUGCCGAAUUUCUCGAUCCCGACAGUGAACUGGUCAAAGUGGAAGCAUGGUGGGAAGACGAUGGGACGGUCCACAAGUCCUGGUUGCGCGACAAAGCCGGUGUGGAUGGAGGACAAUUUGAAUCGACACGCUAUUUGGAAGAUGCACCGAAUGAUGGCAAAUUUUUGAUUUGCGAAUCGGCCUUUCAUCCCUCCGAAAAACACCUCCAAAAUCCUUCCAGUAAAUUCAAACCGGCAUUUGUGCGGUGGCGGUAUCGACGGGAAUCAUAG